Messenger RNA from Puntigrus tetrazona (Sumatra barb), 1329 nucleotides. Its product is annotated as methyltransferase-like protein 7A. The record is from RefSeq and is a predicted model, not a curated record. The transcript has 3 exons. Gene Ontology annotation, molecular function: S-adenosylmethionine-dependent methyltransferase activity. The coding region runs from base 89 to 817 and encodes 242 amino acids. Lineage: Eukaryota; Metazoa; Chordata; Actinopteri; Cypriniformes; Cyprinidae.
GUCACAAGGUGCGCGGCUGCUCAUAAAAGCUACUCCCCUCUUCACGUCUAUCUGAUGUAGCUAUUAGUGUUCCACAUUUAUCGUCAAAAUGAUGCUGUUUAUGAACGCUUGCGCUCUAUUAGUCAAAGUCCUCACUCUACCGCUGCACAUUGCGGAGGUGAUUGGACUUAUGUCUUUUUACAAACGCGUCUUUCCUCUAAUCGUCUAUAAAGUCUCGUUCUCCUACAACGACAAAAUGAACGACAGCAAAAGGGAGCUAUUUCGAAACCUGGACAAAUUCUUCCCGCAGAAAGGCUCUCUGCGCAUCCUGGAGCUGGGCUGCGGAUCCGGGGCGAACUUCGAGCACUAUCCGACGGGCUGCAGGAUCACGUGCAUCGACCCAAACCCGCAUUUCCAAAAGUACCUGGAGAAAAGUAUGGCGAAGAACGAUCACCUCGUUUAUGACAGCUUCAUCGUGGCUUCGGGGGAGAAUCUAAAGGCUGUGGGGGACGGCUCUGUGGAUGUUGUGGUGUGCACGCUGGUUCUGUGCUCGGUCCAGGAUACACGGAAGGUUCUGCAAGAAGCAAAGAGAGUUCUGAGGCCUGGAGGUGCAUUUUUCUUCCUUGAACAUGUGGUGUCUGACCCCUCAAGCUGGAUUUACUUCUUUCAACAUGUUUUUCAACCAUUCUGGUACUACUUUGGCGAUGGUUGUGAUACAACCCGUCCCACUUGGAAGCACCUCGAAGCAGCAGGCUUCUCCGACCUUCAGCUACGCCACAUCCAAGCUCCUUUAUUUUUUAUGAUCAAACCACACAUUGCAGGUUAUGCAGUCAAAUAAUGCAAAUGAAUUUUGCCCAACCCCAAUGAAUAUCCUAUUUGUAAAACACAUUACUAUUAAAAAGGAAGUACAAAAAUACCAGCAGAUAAAACAACAAAAAACGUAUCUAUGUAAAAAGGUUUCUGGAGAUAAAAGCAGGCAAGCUUUUGAGAGGUUGUGGUAUUGCAUGAAAGGAGCCAUACUGCCAUCCCGUGGUUAGGAGGAAUUAAUCACUUCAUACUGUAUAGUUUUGUUAUAUAGUUUAAAAAGUGCACAAAUGCUCAAAAAGAUCACUUUGCAUUCUCCAUCUUUACAUUAACAGUUUUUUCCUCAAUACUUCUGACUAUUAUUAUUACUUUGUUAAGCAGAUUGUACUCUUAAAAAGUAUAAAUCAGAAAAAUGUAUUUUUAGUACAGAUUAUUUUAAUGGUUUUGUCUGGAAAACAACCAUUUUUAAAAUGACUUGAUAUGUUCAUGUUGUCCUGUGGGAAUAUAUACAUAUAUAUACACAUCAAUAAAGUUAUAUUUUUUAAA